AAGUUCCAGGCGGGAUUCUGUGAGCUGGUGACAGUGCUGGUGCGACGUUGUCAGUACAGCAUCAUCUACGACGAGUACCUCAUGGACACCCUCAUCUCCCUGCUCACUGGCCUCUCCGACUCCCAGGUGCGCGCCUUCCGUCACACCAGCACCCUCGCAGCCAUGAAGCUGAUGACAUCGCUGGUGAGGGUGGCACUGGGCGUGAGCCUGCACAAAGACAACAACCAGCGGCAGUAUGAGGCCGAGAGGAGCAAGGGGCCGAGCCGCAGGGCCACGGACAAGUUAGAGGCACUGCUGGAGAAGCGCAGGGAGCUCCAGGAACAGCAGGAGGAGAUCGAGAACAUGAUGAACGCCAUCUUCAAAGGGGUCUUUGUGCAUCGGUACAGGGAUCUGGUGCCUGAGAUCCGGGCCAUCUGCAUAGAGGAGAUGGGGAACUGGAUGCAGAGCUACAGCGCCUCUUUCCUGACAGACAGCUACCUCAAAUACAUUGGCUGGACCCUGCACGACAAGCAGCGGGAGGUGCGGUUCAAGUGCCUGAAGGCCCUGCAGGGGCUGUACCGCAGCCAGGAGAUGGCUGCUCGCAUGGAGCUCUUCACCAGCCGCUUCAAGGGUCGCAUGGUGUCCAUGGUCCUGGACAAAGAACCGGACGUGGGUGUGGAGGCCAUCAAGCUGCUGACCCUGAUUCUGCAGAACAUGGAGGAGAUGCUGACAGAUGAGGACUGCGAGGCCGUUUACCCCGUGGUGUAUGCUUCCAACCGGGCGCUGGCUGCUGCCGCCGGGGAGUUUCUUUACAAGAAGCAGUUUGACCUGGAUUGGGAAGCCGGGAAGGAGAAGGGGCGCCGUGGGGGGAGCAGGGACUUCUUCAGGCUGCUGCUGUCUUUCUUCAUCGAGAGUGAGCUCCACGAGCAUGCGGCGUACCUGGUGGACAGCUUGUGGGACUGUGCUGCCCCCCUGCUGAAGGACUGGGAUGGCCUGACGCACCUGCUGCUGGAAGAGUCCCCGGAGGAGGCAGGCUGGGGUGACCAGCAGGAAAACGCCCUGAUCGAGAUCCUGGUCUCCAGCAUGCGUCAGGCCACGGAGGGGAAGCCGCCCGUUGGCAGGGGCCCUGGCAAGAAGGUGCUCUCAGCGCGGGAGCGGAAGGCCCAGGAGGACGACAGGGAGAAACUCACUCAGUACCUCAUCCCGCUGCUGCCCCAGCUGCUGGCCAAGUUCUCAGCUGAUGCGGAGAAGGUGGCGCUCCUGCUGGCCGCUCCGCGCUACUUCAACCUCAGCCUCUACAGCAGUGGGCGGCUGGAGAAGUACCUAGAGCAGCUGCUGGCCCAGCUGCGGGAGGUGGUGGAGAAACACACUGGCCAGGAGGUGCUGGAGGCUGCUGCCCGGGCGCUGUACGUGCUCUGCAAUCCAGAGUUCACCUUCUACAGCCGCGUGGACUUGGCCCGCAGUCGCCUUGUGGACACGCUGGCUGACAAGUUCCAGCAGGAGGUGUCCGAGCUCCUCCAGGCCUCGUACCUGGACGAAGACGAGGUUUACAGCAUGGCUGCCACACUGAAGCGCAUUUCCAUCCUCCACAAUGCUCACGACCUGACCCCAUGGCAGCUCUAUGAGCCCUGCAGCCGCCUCCUCCAGCAAGCUGUGGACACAGGCGAGGUCCCCAAGCAGGUGGUCAUCCCCACCAUGACCUGUCUCCACUUCGGCAUCCUCUGGGAGCUGGCUCGUGUCUCUGGCACCGUCUCUGUGCAGAAAGAGCUGCUGGCCCUGAAGCGCAAAGUCGCCUCCUUCUGCUCCCUCUGCCAGAGCUGCCUGAGCGAUGUGGACUCCAGGGUCCAAGAGCAGGCCUUUGUGCUGCUGAGUGACCUGCUGCUGGUUUUCAGCCCGCAGCUGGCUCAAGGUGAGCGGGAGGUGCUGGAGCUGCUGGUGUACCGGCCCGAGGUCGCCCUGCAGUCCCAGCUGGCCGGAUUCCUCAUGGAUCAUGUCUUCAACCAUGCCGAGCUCGUGGACAGUGAUGAGGAGGACAGCGAGGGGAAGAUCGAGAGGCUACACCAACGGCGCAACCUGCUGGCCGGUUUCUGCAAACUCAUCAUCUACAACGUGCUGGAGCUGAGCGCCGCCUCCGACGUCUUCAAGCACUACGCCAAGUUCUACAAGGACUACGGGGACAUCAUCAAGGAGACGCUGAGCCGGGCGCGGCAGAUUGACCGGGAUGAGUGGGCCCGCACCCUUCUCCUCAGCCUGCAGCAGCUGCUGACAGAGCUGCUGCUGCAGCAGGGCCCGGAGGCAGUUUACGGCAAGGCCUUCCUGGAGAUCCGGGAUCUGGCACGGCGCUUCUCCGUGUUCUUCGGCCUGCACCAGCUGCACAACCGCCAGGCGCUGGUGGCCCUGCACAAGGCUGGGAUCAAAUUUGCCUUCCAGGAGCCAGAACCCUCUGGUUCAGAGCUGGGGCCCCUCAACCUGCCCUUCCUGGAGGUGCUGAGCGAAUUCUCCCCCCGCCUGCUGCGCCCAGACAAGAAGCUGCUCCUGUCCUACCUGGAGCAGACCUGCCAGGCCAGGCUCUCCCCACAGCAGAGAGGGAAGCGCUGGAAUUCACUCCUGAUGUAUCGCCGCUCGCUGAGAUCCCUGGAUGACAUGGGCUCCAAUGCCAGCCGGAUUGCAGCCCCCCGACCCCGGAGGAGACCUAGCUCUGCAGCCAAGAGGAGGCAUCUGGAUGACUCGUCUGAGCGAGGGGAUUCCAGCCUCCCGCUGAGCAGCCGCCUGGAGACACCGAUGCUCACGUCAACAGCGCUGAAAAGGGGACACCAGCUGGGCAGCCCGGCGCAGCUGCAGGAAGAGGAGGGGUCCGAGUCGGACUUCGUGCAGAGCCAGCCCUGGUUCAGCUCCCAGCGCUCCCGAGAAUCACCUGGCCGGCAGCAGCAGCUCCUGGUCCCCUGGCGCACCUCGAGACUUGGGCUGGGCAGCAGGAUGGACCGGCUCAGCCUGAUGGAGGAGGAGGAGAUGGUGAUCCAGGCGGAGAGCAGCGACGAGGAGGAUGCCCAGGGCCUGGACAUGGUGAGGGGAACCCUGGCCCUGCUGCGGCGGGAAGGGCUAUUGGUGAUGUGUCGAGGGCCUGUGAGCCCCAGCCUGACCGCGGCAGGCCCCUUACACGCAGCCUGGCUGGGGAUGACCCUAACAGGAGCUGCGUCCAGCGGGGUGUCCAGGGCCUGGCCCCCCCACAGCCACUUCCCCUGGGGCGCUCUCCACCUUGCAGCCAGGACGCUGGCUGGCUUGCUGGUGGCAGGAGGGGCACUAAGGCACUGGUGUUUGCCUCUCCAGCCGCUGAUCCGCUCGCACAGCUCCCAAGGUGAGCAGUUCCGGGACCUCUUCGACUCCACCAUCCUUGGCAUCGAGGAUCCCUGACGUGGCUGGAGCAGGCGGGAGAUCACCCCUGUCCGGGAAUGGGGCCCUCGCUGGGCGUGGCCUUUCCCAGGGAAUUACACACCAGGCUGUUUUUCUGUUGCACUUUUAUUGUGUCUGGCUACAGGACCGGGUUCCCAGUGUGGGUGAGCACCCUCGGGAGUCUGCGUCGACGGGU
This is a messenger RNA of Chrysemys picta bellii (western painted turtle), 3565 nucleotides long. Lineage: Eukaryota; Metazoa; Chordata; Testudines; Emydidae. The record is from RefSeq and is a predicted model, not a curated record.